GUGAUUUUGCGGCAUCCACAUCAACAGUCGUUCGUCGUAAAUUACAAUAAAAUAAAACUAAAAUGGAAGCACUAUUUGCAAUUCCCUUCUCUGUUCUCGAACUACCGAACAUUAAAAUCAAAAAGCCAUCAUGGUUGCAAGCUCCGUCUGCGAUGACAACUUUUUCGCUGGUGUUAUUUUCGUACUUUUUAGUGACCGGAGGUAUAAUAUAUGAUGUUAUUGUGGAGCCACCAAGUGUUGGAUCUACCACUGAUGAACAUGGUCACAGCAGACCAGUUGCUUUCAUGCCAAAUAGAGUGAAUGGCCAGUACAUAAUGGAAGGACUGGCAUCAAGCUUCCUUUUCUCACUCGGCGGCUUAGGUUUUAUAAUCCUAGAUCGUACUCACAAUCCAACCACACCAAAAUUAAAUAGAAUUUUACUGAUAUCUGUAGCAUUCCUGUGUAUCCUUGUAUCUUUCUUUACAACCUGGAUAUUUAUGAGAAUGAAGUUGCCUGGCUACUUGCAGAACUGAUUUAAUUACUAUAUAUUCAAAUAACUAAUAUAAUAAUUAGCUUUCUGUAAUAUUAAGUUGAAAUAUAUUUUUAUAUACAU
Messenger RNA from Pararge aegeria (speckled wood butterfly), 592 nucleotides. Its product is annotated as oligosaccharyltransferase complex subunit ostc-A. Lineage: Eukaryota; Metazoa; Arthropoda; Insecta; Lepidoptera; Nymphalidae. Gene Ontology annotation, cellular component: oligosaccharyltransferase complex. The record is from RefSeq and is a predicted model, not a curated record. Bases 63 to 512 code for a protein of 149 amino acids. The transcript has 2 exons.